Molecule: messenger RNA, 1941 nt
Organism: Chaetomium globosum CBS 148.51
Lineage: Eukaryota; Fungi; Ascomycota; Sordariomycetes; Sordariales; Chaetomiaceae
Exons: 2
Coding region: 1-1941 (646 amino acids)
Biological process (GO): vacuolar transport; protein localization to membrane
Cellular component (GO): fungal-type vacuole membrane; endosome
Source: RefSeq, a predicted model, not a curated record
AUGCAACUACGAACAAUCGCGCCCUCGGCGCCGUUCCUCGCUACGCUGCUGGCCGCGCCGCAGCUCGUAUCCGCCUUCUACCUCCCCGGAGUCGCGCCCGCAGCAUAUGCAAGAGACCAACUAGUCCCUCUCAAUGUCAACGCGAUUCGGCCCGUCGCAGGCCCCGACGCGAUGCUUCACUCGGUUGUGUCUUACGACUACUACCACCCGCUAUUCCAGUUCUGCGUCCCGCCAGAUGGGCCCAAGGAUGUCGGCUCUAGCUUGGGCGGCAUAUUGUUUGGUGAUAGGAUAAAAACUUCGCCGUUCGAGCUCAAGAUGGCAAGCAACGAGAGCUGCAAAGCGCUUUGCAAGACAACAUACCAGAAAGAGGCCGCCGGGUUCGUCAACCAGCGGAUCCGGUCCGGCAUCAGCCUCAACUGGCUCGUCGACGGUCUCCCGGCUGGCCAAAAGAUUAUAGACGAGCAGUCAGGAACCGAGUUCUACAACCCCGGCUUCCUUCUCGGUCAACAUACUGGGGAUGGCGACCAGGUCCUGUUCAACAAUCACUACGACAUCAUCAUCGAGUAUCACGAAGUUCCGGGGAGCCAAGAGCUGUACCGGGUGGUGGGCGUCAUCGUUCAACCCGAGUCGAAGAAAUACAAAGGGCCCAUUGACGGACAGGCGUGCAACGCGGACUUGGACCCCGUUAUCCUGAAUGAAGCCGGCGCUACCGAGGUCCAAUUCACCUACGGCGUCUACUGGGUUCCCUCCAAGACAGCCUGGGCUACUCGUUGGGACAAGUACCUCCACGUUUUCGACCCCAAGAUUCACUGGUUCUCGCUCAUCAACUCGGCCGUAAUCGUCGUCUUCUUAGUGCUCACCGUCAUGUCCGUCCUUGUCCGCGCCCUCAAGAAGGAUAUCGCCCGCUACAACCGACUCGAUCAGCUCAACCUCGAGGACCUUUCGGGCACAUCGGCACUUAUGGAGGACGGCGUGCAAGAGGACUCCGGCUGGAAGCUCGUCCAUGGUGAUGUUUUCCGGACGCCUAAGCACCCCCUUCUCCUCUCCGUCCUUGUCGGCAACGGCGCCCAGCUCUUCGUGAUGACGGGGGUCACCAUUGCCCUUGCUCUUCUGGGCUUCCUUUCCCCAUCCAACCGGGGCUCCCUCGGCACCAUCGUGAUUCUGCUCUACACGAUCCUUGGCUUUGUCGGCGGCUACACGUCCUCGCGCAUGUACAAGUCGUUCCAGGGCGACAAGUGGAAGCUCUGCAUCAUCCUGACCCCGGUCCUCGUCCCGGGCAUCGUGUUCUCCUCCUUCUUCCUCCUGGACCUCUUCCUCUGGGCCAAGAGCUCCUCGGGCGCCGUGCCGUUCACCACCAUGCUCGUCAUCGUUCUCAUCUGGUUCCUCAUCAGCGUACCACUCUCGUGCGCCGGCUCCUGGGUCGGCUUCCGCGCCGCCGCCCUCGAGCCGCCCGUCCGCACCAACCAGAUCCCGCGCCAGAUCCCGCCCGUCACCACCUACCUCAAGCCCGUCCCCAGCAUGCUGCUCGUCGGCCUGCUGCCGUUCGGCGCCAUCUUCGUCGAGCUGUACUUCAUCAUGAGUUCCAUAUGGUUCAGCAAGAUCUACUACAUGUUCGGCUUUCUCUUCCUGUGCUACGGCCUCAUGAUCAUGACCUGCGCCGCCGUCACCGUGCUCAUGGUGUACUUCCUGCUGUGCGCCGAGAACUACAACUGGCAGUGGCGCGCCUUCCUGGCCGCCGGCACCACCUCAGGAUACAUCUUCCUCAACGCCGUCAUCUACUGGGUCAGCAAGCUGUCACUGGGCGGGUUUGCGGGCAGCGUGCUGUACAUCGGGUACAGCCUGCUGAUCUCGUUCCUGUUCUUUAUCUUGACUGGAUCGAUCGGUUUCUUUUCCAGCUGGCUGUUUGUCCGCAAGAUUUACGCCUCCAUCAAGAUCGAUUAG